GUUUUAUUUCUGAGGCAAGUAAAGUGUUAGCAUUCAAAUUAUUAAGUGUUAUUUUGGAAACUCUAAUGCAGUUAGUUUAGUUAGUCGCUUCGCAGUGUCGGGUUGGUUUUUAGUCUCAAAAUGAGUACUCACAAACUGCUUUUAAGCUAGAAGAAAAUGCCAGUCGCAGCUUUCGUAAACUUCUGACGUCCCUAAUCAGCGCUUUAAUAUGCUGCGUUUAGCUGUAAUUGAAUUUCUGUUGCGGUUAAUUGAUAUUUUAUAGAAUAAAUGCUAUCUAGCGCUCAACCCUACUUGCUUUCCAACGCUUUCAAUUUAUGAUAAGGCCGCCGAAAACGUUUUCCCCUCGCACAUGCCGACACACACAUGCCCACCUGAUUGACUGCGGCCGAGCGAACGCCAGCGCCACAACAAUUAGUAGACACAUUGCCUAGCUCAUGUAACGUACACCGCAAUUAUUGUCUGGCUGUCUAACGGUACGCCUGUCUAUUUCCAACGCCUGUCAACUGUACGGCACAACUGAUUGCGAGCUGAGUGAAAUAAACCAAAUUGUCUGUCUACACAUAAACACACGUAACUGUCAGUCAGUCGGUGUGUGCACUUCAUGAUUGCAGCAAAGCAAACCAACAACAACCGCAGUGCACAACAACAAGCACAAUUUGCCAUCAAUUACACAUUUGCAAUCGCCUACUUGUUGUCUACGUGCUCCACCGUGUCGCCUUACAUAUGCGCGUGAGCGUAUGUACCGUUGUGUGCGUGUAAAUGUCUAACCCAUCAACAAUGGCUCAGCGAGUGUCAUCGUUAAAACAGUUAGAGUCGCUGUCGCUGUCGCUGUUGCUGCUUUUACUGUGGUUCACCAACAGCUGUUACAAUCGGGCGCAGGCACUUGUGGUAUUACCGGAGAAUGUGGUUGGUGGUGGCGCCGGUAUGCCAGCGAAUGAUAUUGUUGUUGGCGAUGUCGCACUGGUGUUGACGCGCGUUGAAAAUGAUUGCUUUGAGACAUUUUUGCUGGAGAGUCGAAAUGCGAGCAACACCUAUGCGUCGGCAUAUCGUGCAUGCCAAAUGUUGGGCAGUCGGAAGCGUAUGGAAUUUGUGAGCGCGGAAUGGUCAACGCGAGUGGAUGUGACGGAGCAGGUGACCGAGUUGUGCAAGGAUCUUUGUGAUUGUGCACAAAUUGCGGGUGAUAUGGAGUUCUUUCAAUGCAGCGCCCAACAUUCCUUCAGAGGUGUGAACACAAUGCAGCAAGUGUACUUGAAUUCAACCGCCGCCAUUGUGGAAUUGGAACACAAAUAUGAAGAGGCGGAAAAGCAGAUUCUCCUUUGCAUUAUCGCUGCCGAGCAGCAAUAUGUGGAUUCAUCUAGUAAAGCGUUUCUAAAGCUGUCGAAAUGUCUGAAAGCCACCUGAUACAUUUUUUUAAAGAAAAAAGUAAUAAUAAUUUUUAAUAAAAAAGUAAUUAUAAAAUCAUUAUAAGUAGAAAGAUGGGUAAAGUAAAGUAUGCUUUAAUAUUUUACAAUAUAAAUUCUUAGUGAUUUAAGUUUUAUUUAAAUAAGAACAAAUUAAAUUUGCAUCAUUUUUUAUUUUUUCAAUGAAAUUGUAUUGUUGUUUUGAACUUAUAGUUCUGACUUGUAGGCCUGGAAAUUCUCGCUACUCGCGUCGGGCAGAAUUUCUAAACAAAUAAACUAAACAGGAAAGAGCAUGAACUGCUGAUCAUACGCAUAUAUAUAUGUACUAUAUAUACGUGUUUGUUUGAUAAAUAAUAAAAUGUAAUGCAAAUAGAUAACAGCAUCAGAAGAUCUUUGUUAGCGUAUCUUAAUGCUCUUAGUUGGAAUUGUGUUAGAAAAAAAAAAUAGAGGAAAGCAAAAGAUUGAAAUUAAGGGCGAGAAUAAUAAGAAUUAUAUUCCUAUACAAGGUUGCGUAUUUUUUUUAUUAAAAAAAAUGCUAGGAUUAAUGAUUAAAUUUUGAGUUUUCCAUUUUAAAUCUAAAUUAAAUCUAAAAUAAGAAAAAAUAUUUUUUUAUUUAAAAACUUGAGUAAAAUAGAAAAUAUUAUUUUUCAAAUUUAAAGCUGUAACGUGCAUAUUUCGAACCGAAACUUUUUAAUUAAAUGUCAGUAAGGCAAAUGUGCUAAGAAAUGUUGAUAUUUUAUAAAAAAAAAUGUUUUUCAAAGGACAACCAAAAUGAUAAUAGUCGAAAAAGUCUUUUCGUAUUUCUAAUCAACUUCAACUUAUUUUUUUUUUUAUAUUUACACUAAUAAAUAAAUAAACAAAUAUCUACCAUUUUGGUCGAACACUUUUUGCCAUUUUUUUUCAACUUAACUUAGCUUAAGAUCUCACCUUUAUAACACUGUAUGGUAUGACACAAUGUGAUUGAUAGCCCUGGAGAUAUACUACGAAAAGUCUUUUUUGACUACUUGAAUUCUAAAGUUUUCUUUUUAAUUCAAUUUAAAACAAAAUCCAUUGUUUAUAGUACGAGUAUUACAGUCUUUUUCAAGUCGGAAUGUCAGAAUUAAAAAUAUAAUUUUUAAUCCAAUUUUUGGUAAUAAAUUUUUUUUUUAUGAUCCAGAAUUUGGUAUGAAAAAUUUUAAAAUUGUUUUUAACUAAUUUUUGAGAUUGCAAAAAAAUUCAAAUGCUAUUAUUAAAUGUUUUAAUAUAUUGUUUGCCACCCUGCUCUAUCGUAAACUGUAUUUAGGAACGCCACCCUGAAGUAAUGCAAAUAUGGUUCAAUGGUGGGCGACGGUUUCUUAGAAAGGUGGUUUUUAGCGACCUGCAAAUGGCAUACACCCUUACAUAAACAUAUAAAUAAAUUAAAAAACACCGCCUCGCCGGGAAAUAAAACAAAAAAAAAAAACAUAAACGGUACAAUGAACUUUUUCAUCUUGCUAAAUAAUAUAAAUAUCAGGAAGAACUGGAUAAUACCGGCGUAACAACUGGAUGAGUAGAUUUGAAAACUGAUAUGCAGAAUAUAUUUAAAUUUGAGAAGAACCUCUUUUUCAGCCUUCUGAGUGAUAAUCUAUAAGAUAACAGAUAGGUAAUCUAAAAUACAUCU
Messenger RNA from Bactrocera dorsalis (oriental fruit fly), 3039 nucleotides. RefSeq lists its product as uncharacterized. The record is from RefSeq and is a predicted model, not a curated record. The transcript is spliced from 3 exons. Bases 760 to 1401 code for a protein of 213 amino acids. Lineage: Eukaryota; Metazoa; Arthropoda; Insecta; Diptera; Tephritidae.